CUCUGAUUUUUAUGGCUGCCUGGGGCCUUGUCCCAGGACUUGCUGCUUCUCCCGUCUGAAGCAAAGCCUAACUAUAAAUGUCUGCACCCCGUGAAUUUCCUCCAUCCUCUGAAAACCGAGCAACCUUCAGUUAAACGGAAGCAAGUUUGAAAAGUGAUGCUUUCUCACUGCAAACUUGGUGAAACCUCACAAACUGGUAGCCAUUACCUGACAUCUAUUGUUACGAUGGAAUCAAGGAGUUGGAGGCUGGGCAGGGCUGCCUACCCUUGUCUGGCCAGCGAUAAAUCCUGGUCAAAUCGCAGCCUCACUUCCCUUGUCCAUACUCAUCCCCUAGAGUCCAGAUGGUCUCUUUGGACAUGUAGGGCCUACUGGGACCUGUAAUGACUUUGAACCCUAGGCCAGCCUUAUACCUGUGCCAGAUAUACCAUUUUCCUAAACGUACCUUCAGUCAAUAACCUUUUAAGGCUGUUCUUACCGAGUCUCCAUUGUGUCUUGGGGUUGAUUACCUAAGAAGGAAAACACAGAUAAGGUUCAGAGGAUAAGUGGGAACCAUGUGUCCCCUGCUACCCCUUUAUUCCUGGGUCAGAGGAAGGGAGCCUUGCUUGCUGAAGGGAGCCAGGUGCGGGGUGGCAAGGCCUCCAGUGUUCCCUAUAAAAAGCUGUCGAGUGCCCAUUCAGCCCUGGAACUCGCAAUGAGCACUUCCCAUCAAAAAGGGGAAAUGGCUGAUUCUUGCCGGUGAGUCUGUCCCAGGUGGCCCAGGUGAGCUUUCAGAGUAUCUGCUUUUUCUCCUCUAUUUAUUCUACCUCCACCCUCACUCUCUAUGCUCCAAGGCUUCCUUGUCCCCUUUCUCUCUUGCAGAUUCCUUGGGUUCAUAACAUAGUGGGGAAGGAAGGAAGGAAGAGAGGGAGAGGAAGAGGAAGGAAGGACCUGCUAAUCACCCAAGGGCUUCAGAUGGGAAAGAAAACGGAUAACUCUGGUGAAUCAGGACAAGGCCAUUUCCCCAUGUAGGGUGAUGGAAGACUUGGGCUAGCCAUUCUAGUUCUGAUGUACCUGUGGGGAGGAAGGUGAUCUCCGUGUCUUACUCUUCCACCAUCUUCCUCAACUCCUGGGCUAGCCAUUCUAGUUCUGAUGCUCUGUGAUGCCUCCUCACUGCCAGCCACAGAGCAGGAACUCAGUGCAUACACUUGACCAAGGAUUAAUCAACUAACAGGAACAGUUAGCAGAAAACUGGAUGAGGCAGAGGUUUUUCUGAUUGUGUACUUUGGGGAUAGGUGUGAGGGUUCCAGGGAGAGAGGCAGACAAGACCUUAAAGAGCUAAUGCAGUUCCGCCAGUGCUAACUCAUCCCUAGAGAUGACGCCGCAACUGUGGGUAGGAGCCCAAUGAGAAUGGUCACUGAGUCAGAUAGCACAGCACAUCCUGGGUACAACUGGGUAGCUUGGAUGGAAAUAAAAUUUAGGAGCAUAAUUUCGGUUGAGAAGUAGAGUGAAACUGGUUCUGGAAAAGUGAGUUCUAGUCCUUAGUGUGAAGGGUAUGGCUACUGGAGGGGGCCCUCUGCCUGCCCUCCCCUUCUCCACCUCUGGUGCCUCCUCUGCCCUUCUCCACCACUUUGGUUUAUCUUUAGGGUCUGUUUAUUCAAUACAUAUGGACAGAGAGUUGACUAUGUGCCAGGCACUGGGCUGGGUAGUGGGGAUUCAGCGGUGUAAGCACAGUCCCUGCCCUCAGGGAGUUCAUAUUCUAGUGGGCAGACCAAUAAACAAUUAAUGCUUUCAGGGUGAAACAUGCUGUGAUAGGGAUAAGAAAGCACAAAUCCCAAAGGAGCCUAGAGGGAGAACAGAGAGCCCAGUCCCAAUGUCACCUCUCUUGGGAAGUCUUCCCUGACUUGUUUUCUAUAAUAUCCUGUGCAUAUCUCAAUUUUAACACUUGUCUCAUUGCAUUGAGCUGAGGUUUGGUUGUGCUUACAGGUUUGACUUCCCCACCAGGCUCAGAGUUCUCUGAGGGCAGGGAGUUUGUCUAGUUUUUCUUUUUGUCUUCGGAACUCAGUACUUAAUAUGAGUUUGUUGAACGAAUAACAACAUGUGUUCCUGGUUCCUGAACUGCUCACUAUCAUCUGAGCUUCCAGGUAGCUCACCGAGUGCCUACAUUAGCUACUUUCCCUGAAAUCAUCAUGCAGGGGUCCAUGUUGGGAAAAGAUUUAUAGAGCAGAGGGGGUACCAGGCCCCAGCUCCCCUUCUCCAUUUACUGCCGAGUGCUGUCCCAGGUCAGCCAGGGAAAGAAUGACCCUGCUACCCUCUGACCAAGAUCUCUUCUCUUCUUUAGGGCUGGCCCUCUUGCUGCAGCUGGGUAAGUGCCCCAUGUGAAGAUGGGGAGUACCAGGGUGCCCUGGGGACAAGGGAUAUUAGUCAGGGCAGGGGCCACCUCUUAUUUCCCUGCCGUUCCAGGCACAGCAACCAAAAUUGUCUGUUACUUCACCAAUUGGAGCCAGUACCGUCCUGGAUUGCCCACUACAUGCUCGAGAAUGUGGACCCUUGUCUCUGCACACACAUCAUCUUUGCUUUCACUGGCAUGACCAACAACCAGAUGACAACCAUUGAGUGGAAUGAUGAGACCCUCUAUGCCAGCAUCAAUGGCCUCAAGCGCUAGUGAGUUCUGGGCUUGGGCUCUGGGCUGGGUUGGAGGUUUUCACAUGGGUCUUUCAGAAGUCCUUAGAGACACCAACACCAGAAUGCCUCGUCUUUGAGUCCUGUUUGCAAUCACUCUCAUGCCUCAUUGGCAGAGCUAUUGGCAUCAUUCUCCCUAGGAGAGGCAGGUUGCUGUCAUUCGUCUGGAUUAUUUUCUCAGCAGAUCCUUCGCAUUGAAUGCUAUGUGUCCCAUGAGCAGCCAUCCACAAGGGAUUCAUUGUGAAUACAGUCCCCUGGAGGUUGCCAUGUUGCAGUACAGACCCACACCAACCUAUGGGCUAGCUGCCAAUUUAACCUGAGAUGGUUCUCGUGCCAGUUAAACACUUAGCACAUGUACUGAGUGACUACCAAUGAAUUGGGUGGGCCAGACAUUAUGCUAGGUGCUUUUCAUUUAUUAUUUAUGUAACCCCCACAACAAACACUAGGAAGUAGGCAUGUUAAAGUUUAAAAGAUAUUUUAAGCUUGAGGAAACUGCACUGUAGAGAGGUUAAAAGCUUUCCCUUGCCCACAGAACUAGUAAGUGGCGGAACUCAGGAAUGCCUGAUCAGUUUAUCAGAGAGGUUAAUUGACACUUUGGUCCAGUUGGGAAUCCAGUGGGUAGUUUUUAAGAUCAAGCUCACAGGACCUGGGUGCCUGCUGGGAGACACCAUGGAAUAGAAGAGUUAGGUUUAAAUCCUGGCUCUGCCAACCUUAGUAGCUGGGUGAUCUGGAACAGAUUGCUUAAGCUCUCUGAAUAUCACUUAAAGGGCAAAGUGAGAUCAAUACUUCCUGCCUAUUGGGAUUGUGAGGGUGACAGAAGCAAUGUAUGUAAAGUACCUGGCAUUUGGUAGGCACUCAGUAAAUGGUAGACACUUCUACUGCCUCUAUUCCUUGUUCUUUCCUUUAAGAGUUUCAGACUUUCAGCUUUCUGGCCUAGUGUACCCUGGCAGCUCCAGCCCCUCUACCAUCUGUGCUAAGGGACUACUUUUAGGUUCUUCCAUCCUCCCUAGGAUGCCCUGCCUUGUCUUCCCCUGAAGCUUCCUGUUGAAUCAGGAUCCACCAGCCCACUGGCAAGGCCAGGAAGAGGAACCUGUUCAAUGAGCAUUUAUACUGUGUCCUGGAGGUACGCAGAGUAAGACAGUACUUUGCUCCUACAGAGAGCUCUGCUCCCAGUGUGAGAUCAGAGACUGGUAAUGGGGUAGGCCUGGCGCUGCUCAGGUGUGGGAUACGAGGGUGGAGAGACUGACCAGCAGAUGACAUCUCCUUGCCUGUGGAAUUUUAUUUACAUUGGGAUCUUUCUAUCUCUAGCAACAGGGGACUGAAAACACUGCUAUCUGUUGGGGCUGGAACUUUUGAACCCAAGGGUAAGACUUUGCAUUCACAGAGGAAUCGCUCCCAGAUCACUCAGUCUCUUCCAAACUCCAAGGGCUCUGAAUUCUCUGAAGUGGGUGGCCUCUGGCUUCAGGUAUAAAUUUAGAUAUCCUAUAACCUUCUGGUCAGAGCUCUCUUUGAAGUCUGUCCUUCCUUUAUCACAGCUCUUACCACCUGCCUAUCUACUUAUCUAUACCUUCCUUUAUAGGAGCUCCUCCAGGGCAGAAACUCUAUUGUAUUCACCACUAUAUCCCAGCACUACCAAAUGUCAAAUGAAUGUCUGAAUAACUGAAUAUGCAUCUGGACAAAUAGGAGGCUAAGUGACAAGACAGAGGACCCAGGAGCUUAGGCCACUAUUGUUUCCUCCUGUGUCCCCCCACCCCACCCCUACCCCAGCCCCAAGUGCCGCAUAAUAGAAUCCUGCCCUUGAGAGAGUCCACGUUGAAGCCCAUCACUGCCACUAAGAUCAUAAUGACUUGCUGACUCCAGAUUCUCCAACAUGGUGGCCACUGCUGAGAACCACCAGACCUUCAUCCAGUCAGCCAUAUGGUUUCUGAGGAAGUACAACUUCCAUGGGCUGGACAUUGAUUGGGAGUAUCCUGGCAACUGUGGCAACCCAGCUGACACCAAGCAGCUCUUCACUGUCCUGUUGAAGAUGACUCACAUUCCCUGUGUCCAAAGAACAUAGGAUCUGGUCCACAAUGGACUGGGGAGAAGACCACUAUAUGAUGAGGGGUUCUGAGAGAGGCUAAAUACACCUGAGGGUGUGAAUCUCAGUUCUUCUGGCUCAAAUCCUGAUUUCUAUAGUGUAAGAUCAGAUUUUUCUUGCAGGGAAAACUUGUAGGGCCAAGUUAUAGAGACUACUGUAAGGGAGCAUGAAAGUUAAUUUAUUUACAGUAAGAAAUCUGCCAAGGAGUCUGAAACAUUCAUGUUCUAAGCACAGCUAUGGGAAGUCAAAUAGUCCCCAAACAGGUCCUUCCUUGGGGGGCAGCAUGUAGGGCAAGGUGAGCUAGUUACAGACUGAGAUGUUCAAUGGCCCCUCACUCUGGUAAGUAGAACCAGAUUCUUCCAGCGAAGAGGUACUCCUGCCACCAGGGCCAGACAUAAAGUUGUUGGGCCAGAGUGUCCUCUCCCCUGGGUAGCUUGAUUGAGCACCAAUGAUUGCGUCAGUACUCUUAUUUCCUCUUCUUCCAUGAUUGAUUUUUCCAAUUGUUAGAUUUAAUCAUAUAUAGUCUGUAGAGCUAAGAGCCAUUUUUUUUGGUCCAUAUAUUAGCUUUCUUUUUUUAUUUUUCUGCUCUGGACAUUAUUUGUGACUCUUAGAGGGUCACCAAAUUUCCCUCAGUACAAGUUUUUGGGAGACAACUCAUUGUUGUUCCCAGAGACCAACAACAGUUCUUUUUGUUUGUUUUGUUUUUUUAUUUAUUUUUAUUUUUGGCUGUGUUGGGUCUUCAUUUCUGUGUGAGGGCUUUCUCUAGUUGUGGCAAGUGGGGGCCACUCUUCAUUGCGGUGCACGGGCCUCUCACUGUCGCGGCCUCUCUUGUUGCAGAGCACAGGCUCCAGAUGCGCAGGCUCAGUAGUUGUGGCUCACAGGCCCAGUUGCUCCGUGGCAUGUGGUAUCCUCCCAGACCAGGGCUCAAACCUGUGUCCCCUGCAUUGGCAGGCAGAUUCUCAACCACUGCGCCACCAGGGAAGCCCCCCAACAACAGUUUUUGAAGCAAAGGACUCUAAGCUGAACACUGUUCAGCUUUCUUUGUAAGAAUCAUGACCUUGUCAAAAGUUCAUUGGUCCUUGCAGCCUGAGUCCAGUGUCCUCUGUUUCACAGGAAAUGUAUGAGGCUUUUGAGCACGAAGCCACCCAGAGCAACAAGCCUAGGUUGUUGAUUUCUGCUGCUGUGUCAGCUGGCAAAGGUACCAUUGAAACUGCCUACCAGAUCCCCGAGAUAGCAAACCCAAGGUACAUGGACCUCAUCAACGUGAUGACCUAUGACCUCAGGGGCUCCUGGGAUGGCUUCACAGGAGAGGACAGCCCCCUGCUUGCAGGACCCAAUGACAAGGGAGACUACAAAUACUUCAGUGUGGAUUAUGAAAUGAACUACUGGAAGAAUCAAGGUGCCCCUGCUGAGGAGCUGAUGGUGGGCUUUGGGGCUUAUGCCAGUACCUUCACUCUCACUAACCCUGCCAGCCAUGGCCUGGAUGCUCCCACCUCUGGCCCUGGGACUGCCAGGUCCUACACUCAGGAGGCUGGGAGUCUUGCCUACUUGGAGGUCUGCUCCUUCUUGAAAGGAGCCACCGAGGUGUGGAACGCUCCCCAGAAGGUGACCUAUGCCUACAAGGGGAAUCAGUGGAUUGGAUAUGCCAAUCCCAAGAGCUUCACCCUCAAGGGUGAGUGGCUGCUGAAGAAUAGUUGGGGGUCCAUGGUCUGGAACAUUGGCUUGGAUGACUUCACGGGCACUUUCUGUGGACAAGGCAAAUACCCUUUCAUGCAUGCCCUCAAGUCUGCACUCAGCGUCUCCACUCCCAGUUGCAGAGUGCCCACCUCUACCAUGGGCUCCCCCACCAACACUGUGGCUCCCGGGAGUGGCAGCACUGGCGAGAGUGGAUUCUGUGUCGGAAAGUCCAACGGUCUCUAUCCCAGCCCCACCAGCAAGUGCACCUUCUACAACUGUGUAGAUGGAUGUACCUAUGAGGAGGCUUGUCAGACAGGCCUGGUCUUUGACACCAGCUGCUCUUGCUGUAACUGGAUUUAAGCCAUCUGCUUGUGGGAUCCAUUGGGGACUAUAGGACAGAAGGAUGAUUAAAUGGAAGUUUUGCCUUAGACUACCAAGUUGUCUACUUUGAUUUGUGAAUCUAUGUGAUACUCCCCUGUGUGUAAAACAGAAGCCUUACCUUCUUGCUUCCCAGAGGUCUCCAGAGGUUGGGGCUGGGAGACAAGGAUGGGUAGUGUCUGGGACCUCUCUGAGCAUUUCCGUGAGAAGUUCUGGUGUUCUGGACUCCUCUUGAGGCAGAAGGGGAAAAGAAAUGAGAAGC
Orcinus orca (killer whale) is the source of this 7055-nucleotide messenger RNA. Its product is annotated as acidic mammalian chitinase. Lineage: Eukaryota; Metazoa; Chordata; Mammalia; Artiodactyla; Delphinidae. Gene Ontology annotation, cellular component: extracellular region. Gene Ontology annotation, molecular function: chitin binding; chitinase activity. Gene Ontology annotation, biological process: chitin catabolic process; carbohydrate metabolic process. The record is from RefSeq and is a predicted model, not a curated record.